AUUACUCACUUGUAAUUGUGUUUUAAGUCAUCGAAGGAUGUUGUUUCAAUUAUAGAGCGAUGGCAAUAACCGUGUACGAUCGAAGAGCAGGACUUCCUUUGGUUGAUCGUCUUUUUAUUCGUUGAACCUCGAACCAGUGAACGCGGAAUCGAAUAAACCGUCCCGACGAGAAUCAAAGCAUAACUCGCGCGCAAACGUAGCGCCAUACGUUUACUUGUUCCCCGGCCCAGUGUUACGAAUACGACGGAUACGAGGAAUUUCAACCGCAGCGCCGUUCGGAAUAGUAAAACUCGAGCUACGGGCCGAGGGAGCAAUACGCGUGUGCGUAUAGCAGACUUGUGCGUGUUUGUACUCGUGUCAGUUUUGAACCUCAAAAGGUUCGUCUCGUCUUUCGCCGGAAACGAAAAAGAGAACCGUCGGUCGUUCGCCGGCAAUAGCUCAACGUUCGCGUACGAUAGUCAGGCGAGGCGCGAUUAACGACGAUGAACAAUUACGCGGUAUACCUGGUGAUCUUUCUGUCGGUUGAUCUGUCGAUUCUAUUGGGCCACGUAGCCGGCUCGAAGGUGUUACAAAUUCGUGGCAUACCGGUUGCAAAGAAUUCGCUGUAUUCGGCGGACCGGGAUUUUCAGUGCCUCGACGGUAGCCUGUUAAUACCGUUCGCCCAGGUAAACGACGAUUAUUGUGAUUGCGCCGAUGGUAGCGACGAGCCAGGUACACCUGCGUGUACCAAUGGCUCGUUCUACUGCGAGAACUCCGGUCACAAGCCACGUUACAUACCUUCGACCUGGGUAAACGACGGGGUAUGCGACUGUUGCGAUGCAAGCGACGAGUACAGCUCGGGCAUGGAAUGCCCGAACAAUUGCAACGACCUCGGGAGAGAGGCCAGGUUGGAGCAGCAAAAAGCGGAGGAGUUGAUCAGGGAAGGCAACAAGAUAAGAGUCGAAAUGAUUGCCAAGGGCAAACAGCUUAAGACUGAUUAUCAGUCGCGUUUGAUCAAGCUGCGCGCAGACUACGAAGAAGCCGAGCUGAUGAAGAAAGAGAAAGAAUUGCUCAAGAGUCAGGCGGAGGAAAGGGAGAACGCGGCUUUGGAAAAGUACAAGCCUGCUGAACCUGAGCAACCUGCUGCUGAAGAUGGAGAGGAGGAGGAGGAAUUACAGGAAUACGACGCUGAAGAUUACUUCAAGGUCUUGGACUCUGACAACAGUGGUACCAUAUCAGUUGCGGAGCUCCAGACCAGAGUCACUUUCGACAAAGACAGGGAUGGAGUGAUCACCGAGGAAGAGGCAAUGUUCUUCUUGAACAACAAGAAGGAAAUUGGUGUUCAAGAGUUCGUAGAAUCGGCAUGGUCGACCAUCAAGCCGUUCUUGAUGUUGGAACAAGGUGUGUUUAAAUCGGCGGAUCAGAAGGAAGGAUACGAGGAGGAUGACCACGAUCCCGAAGAACAGACGGAACAAGAUAAAGAAGAGGACGAUGGUACCGAGGAAGAGGCAGGAGAUGCACAGGAGAAACCAGAAGAACCUCCAGUGCAAUACGAUGAGGAAACGCAAGUCCUGAUCGACGAAGCGACGCAAGCCCGCGAGAAUUUCCAAGCGGCCGAAAAGUCCGUGAGUGAGUUGCUUACAGAGAUCAGAAAGCUCGAGGAAAAAUUAGAUCGCGACUACGGCGUCGAUCAAGAAUUCGCGCCUCUCGACGGCGAAUGUUUCGAGUACGAAGACUUGGAGUACGUGUAUACCUUGUGCUUAUUCUCGAAAGCCACGCAGAGAUCAAAAUCCGGUGGUAGCGACAUAAUCUUAGGUCACUGGUACGAUUGGAGCGGAUCGGAGAGUGAGAAGUAUUCGAAGAUGAAGUACGAUCGCGGCCUCACCUGUUGGAACGGACCCGCGCGUUCCACGAUGGUCAGCUUGGUUUGCGGCAAGGAGAAUAAGUUGAUCUCAGUCACAGAACCGAGUCGGUGCGAAUACGCGAUGGAGUUCUCCACACCGACGCUCUGCAAUCCUGGCAUGGUGGCCACCGAUACACACGACGAAUUGUAAAACAUCGAGUACGCGCUUCCUACGAUUGUGCGGCUUACAAACGGUAGGGAUAAAUAACGAACCGCGCCGAUUAAUUUGCGGAGGUUUCAUUGAUCGCGCGUUGCACAAUUUUUUCCGGCAAAUCAAAGAUGAGCAAGGCCUUGGAUGGAGAGCCUAGUCAACCCCUAAUAGCGUUUACGUAUAAUGAUAAUUCUUUCGUCGAUCGAAUGAUCCGCGGUCGGUUGUUUAUCCUUACGCUCAAAUUUCCCUCGUCGUUUUAUUCGUGCAUUGAGCAAACAGAAUUCGCGUACCGAUAACGUCGCGAGUGAGUGGUAUCGGUGAGAAACCAGUUUGCUUGAACGGUAGAGAAUGUUUGCCGAGGGACAGUUUUAAUAUCCGUGAGUAAUAAUAAAUCGAUCGUUCGUCACGCGGUCAUUGCCAACGUAUCGUGUCACUGUCACAUACAUUCCUCUUUUUGUACGAGGUAAAUUUCUACGAAGGCGUUACCCGAAGACACGACGACGCGGUCUACGGAACAUCGUGGAGACGGACUAAAACAAUUAUACACCUGCUGCACGAACACGCAUCACACAUGCAAGAGUGAAAAAAUGAUUCGGUGUAAACCGUUUUACAAAUUUUUAAAUCGCCACUCGUAGAAAUUGUAUUUAGUGGGUCGAGGCUGUCGAGGUAUUUUAUAAUUUUCUAAGGAUGCGCCCGUCUUGUCACGAGCCAUCGCAAAAUGUGAAUUUAAUAAAGAGAAAAAGAAUUCUGUUGUCCAACUGUAAUUA
Messenger RNA from Ceratina calcarata, 2800 nucleotides. It is a transcript of the gene GCS2beta, whose product is annotated as glucosidase 2 subunit beta. Gene Ontology annotation, biological process: N-glycan processing. The transcript is spliced from 2 exons. Gene Ontology annotation, molecular function: protein binding; calcium ion binding. The record is from RefSeq and is a predicted model, not a curated record. Gene Ontology annotation, cellular component: glucosidase II complex. Lineage: Eukaryota; Metazoa; Arthropoda; Insecta; Hymenoptera; Apidae. The coding region runs from base 483 to 2033 and encodes 516 amino acids.